Messenger RNA from Plasmodium gonderi, 1794 nucleotides. RefSeq lists its product as hypothetical. The coding region runs from base 1 to 1794 and encodes 597 amino acids. Lineage: Eukaryota; Apicomplexa; Aconoidasida; Haemosporida; Plasmodiidae. The transcript has a single exon. The record is from RefSeq and is a predicted model, not a curated record.
AUGGUUAAACAUAGAUGCACGAAACAAAAUGUAAAGAACGUAAUUGAAUAUACUGUCCUAGUUGUAAUAUAUAUAAUGAUAUGGGCUAUACUAUCCAUUUAUGGCUUAAUAAAAAAAGGAAAAGAAGCGCUCACGUUUUUACUUCGCACUUAUAAUGAAUUACAUAUAAAAACAAAUGUACAAAAGCUUCUGAACAUUUGCAACAGUUUUACAUGGUUGAAUCUGAAGAAACAAUGUCUGUGUAAUAAAAUCUUUCCAAAGUGUCUUAACUUUUUUAAGCACCCAAGAUCCAUUAACACGGUAAAAAACAAAAACAUUACAAAAACACCAAAGCAUGUAUAUAUUGUGUUAAAAUCAAGUGAUAUUCUUAUAUUAAGUAAGAGAAAAUUUUCAUCUUACCUCGUGAAUAUUCUUAUAUGUCUAUAUGAACACAAAGUCUUUCACGUCAGCAUAUACAUCUCGAAUAGAUUAUUUGAUUCUUCCUUUUAUGAUUACCUUGCUCGUGAACUGCAAGAGCAUCGCUUUUUUAUGAACACCACCACGGGUCUGUUACCCAAUGCACACGGGGGAAGAGGCGUAAGAUGUGCAGGCCAAUGUGGUAAUAGAAGUGAUGGAAGUGAUGGAAGUGAUGGAAGUGAUGGAAAUAGUGCUAAUAGCAGCACCGAAGGUGUCUCUGAAAUGACGAAUGAGUACGGUGAAAAGGAUGGGAGGCACAAAUUCUCCAUCGCAAAAUUUAAACUCUCCAAAAAUUGUAAACUAAGGGGGCAUGAAGGACAAGAUCGAAAAUUCUGCCAAUCGGACUGCAGGGUUGAAAAAGCGCGUCUCCAUUUAGAGUUCAUGAACAGAAGGAGUGCACAUAACCAGCUAAUUAAAUUGGCAGAAAAGAGACAUGUAACAUCAGAAGGAGAAAUUGUAAGAGAGGCACUUUGCAAUCAUGUGUACAAUAAAAAUGUAGAAAAUUUAAUAAAAAAUAUUUUCGAUUUUGAUAAAAAGAUAUUUUAUGAAGAAAAAUCAAAAUAUGAUAAACGAACAUAUCAUAUUUUGAUUUUUUUUAUUAAAGAAAUGAAAGAAAUAUGUGUGACUCAUUUAAAACAUAUCUAUUGCUUAAUGCACGAAAAGGUGAUACACAAUUUAUCUCGAAUAAGAAAAAUUGUAAAUUUUUUCAAAGCCCUUUUGGGAAUACAACACUAUCCAAUAAAGGGAAAGAAAUACAAUAAAUGGGCUGAUAUGUCUAAACGAAAAAAAGAAAAAGUUGCUACCAAUAUUAACCAUAAAAAUGAAGAUGAGAAAAGAGGCAACAUUCUGUGCAACAAAGAAGAACUCACAAGAGAUACAAACGUAAUUGAACUUAUGCACGAAUUUCUUGAAAAAUCAGUUGUAAAAGAUCAAAAAUCAAUAGAAACAAUAAAACAGUUAACACGAAAUAGUAUCCCUCUUUAUGUCAAACCGAUUUAUAAUGACAUUUUCCAAGAUGACAUUAAGAAUCUUUUUAAUUACACACCUGUCGAUGUUGUUAUAUCACUAAGAGUUGGAUUAAUUGAUUAUUUAGCAUAUGUCUUUCGGUGCUAUAAAAAUAAAAAAUCUUUUCAGAAAAAAAAAUUUAUAAAUUUUUUAAUGGAUUAUUUAAGUUCUUUUUUUUUUUUAUAUACCAUUAUUCACCCUUUUAAAAAAAAUGGAAUACAACCAUGGGUUUUGUCAAAUUCAGAGGUUUAUGAAUUUUUUGGCUACAACGUAUCAUUCGUGAACCAAGCGAUGGCUUACUAUGCCAGUUCGAUGCAGAGACAUGGGUACUGA